This is a messenger RNA of Oncorhynchus keta (chum salmon), 4343 nucleotides long. RefSeq names its product importin subunit alpha-6-like. Gene Ontology annotation, cellular component: nucleoplasm; cytoplasm; nucleus. Bases 146 to 1759 code for a protein of 537 amino acids. The record is from RefSeq and is a predicted model, not a curated record. Gene Ontology annotation, biological process: NLS-bearing protein import into nucleus. Gene Ontology annotation, molecular function: protein binding; nuclear import signal receptor activity. The transcript is spliced from 14 exons. NCBI's taxonomy places the organism in Eukaryota, Metazoa, Chordata, Actinopteri, Salmoniformes, Salmonidae.
CACUGGUUGUUGAUCCAAGGAGGGUUACUGGGAAAUUUUAAGCGAUACAAGACGCCAUAUUGCUCUCAGCUGGACUCGGGAGUUUGCGUGAAGGGAAUAAUAAUACCUAGCUAUACCUAGGAGUUUCUGACAUUAUUCAUCUUAAAUGGAUGAGAUGGCAAGCCCAGGGAAUGACCGAAUGAAGAGUUACAAGAACAAAGCGCUGAACCCACAGGAGAUGCGCCGGAGGAGAGAGGAGGAGGGGAUCCAACUCCGCAAACAGAAGAGAGAAGAGCAGCUGUUCAAGAGAAGGAAUGUGUGUGUGCCCUCGGGCGAUGAGUCCAUGUUGGAAUGCCCUGUCCAGGACCCUGACAUCAGCUCCACUGCACCAGUCUCAGGUGAAGGUGUCAUAACUCCAGACAUGAUCCAGAUGAUCUUCUCUGAGGAUCCAGACCAGCAGCUGAUUGCCACACAGAAAUUCAGGAAGUUACUCUCCAAAGAGCCCAACCCCCCCAUCGAUGAGGUCAUCCUCACCCCAGGGGUCGUCAAUAAGUUUGUGGAGUUCCUCAAGAGGAGUGAGAACUGCACUCUUCAGUUUGAGGCAGCCUGGGCCCUGACCAACAUUGCCUCUGGGACCUUCCUGCACACCAAGGUGGUUAUCGAGACGGGAGCUGUGCCCAUCUUCAUCGAGUUGCUCAACUCUGACUACGAGGACGUCCAGGAGCAGGCCGUGUGGGCCCUGGGGAACAUCGCCGGGGACAACGCAGAGUGCAGAGACUACGUUCUCAACUGUGGCAUCCUGCCCUCAUUACAACAGCUGCUGGCUAAAUCCAACCGUCUCACCACAACUAGGAAUGCUGUAUGGGCUCUGUCUAACCUAUGUAGAGGGAAGAACCCCCCUCCAGACUUCACCAAGGUGUCUCCCUGUCUGAGUGUGCUGUCCAGGCUGCUGUUCAGUAGUGACCCAGAUGUGUUGGCUGAUGCCUGCUGGGCCCUCUCUUACCUGUCUGACGGACCCAAUGACAAGAUACAGACGGUCAUCGACUCUGGGGUCUGCCGCAGACUGGUGGAGCUACUAAUGCACAGUGAUUAUAAGGUGGUCUCUCCUGCGCUGCGUGCUGUGGGAAACAUAGUGACAGGAGAUGACAUUCAGACUCAGGUGAUUCUGAACUGCUCGGCGUUGCCAUGCCUAUUACACCUGCUCAGCAGUCCCAAGGAGUCCAUCAAGAAGGAGGCCUGCUGGACUGUGUCUAACAUUACAGCUGGGAACAGAGCACAGAUCCAGACGGUGAUAGAUGCCAACAUCUUCCCAGUGCUGAUAGAGAUUCUUCAGAAGGCAGAGUUCCGUACCAGGAAGGAAGCAGCGUGGGCUAUAACCAACGCUACCUCUGGGGGCACUCCUGAGCAGAUCAGGUACCUGGUUAGUCUGAACACUAUCAAGCCCAUGUGUGACCUGCUGACAGUGAUGGACAGUAAGAUAGUGCAGGUGUCACUGAACGGCCUGGAGAACAUCCUGAGACUGGGAGAGCAGGAGGCCAAGCAGAACGGCACCGGCAUCAAUCCUUACUGUGCCCUCAUAGAGGAAGCCUAUGGUCUGGACAAGAUCGAGUUCUUGCAGAGCCAUGAGAAUCAGGAGAUCUACCAGAAGGCUUUUGACCUGAUCGAGCACUACUUUGGUGUGGAGGAGGAGGAUGCUAGCAUCGCCCCGCUGGUGGACCAGAACCAAGGCCAGUUUAUCUUCCAGCAACAGGACGGGCCCAUGGAGGGCUUCCAGCUCUAACCACACCUUGACCUUCACCCCUCUGAGUAUCUACCACUCCCCCCCAGGGGAGUCCAGUCUCCAUAGGGCUGUUUAGACCUGAACUGAUGACACUACCCCAUCUCGCCUCUCUCACUGGACCCACCUGCUCUACCUCUCUCUCCAAAUCUUCCUCUCCUGCAAGGCUAGCCUUGCCCUGCCACAGCACCCUAUCUGGAAAGGGCGAGAGAGGGAGCAUGAGAGAGAGAGAACCUGACUGACUGAAAAACUGACUGAGGACAGCUCAUUCUUAGUGUUUGAGACUUCCUGGAGCUGUAUGCAGCGUGUGGGUUGUUUCUUUCUAUUGUAGACUAUACCGUCUGUGCAGUGGUAGACUAUACCGUCUGUGCAGUGGCCAGCCUCCUAACAUGGUAGGCAUAGGAAAGAAAGAGUUGGCUGAUAUUUUGUCUUACUCCCUAAAAUGUUUUUUAUUUUAUAAUUUCCUGUGAUAUUAUUAUUAUUACGACACUGGUGUCUCAAUCACCCUCCAUAUCUCCUUUUUAAAUGUGAAACUACCUCUUCAGUCUUCAAAAAGAAAACAAAAGAUAUGAAGCAUUUUGACUGAGGAUUCUCUGGAUUUCACCAGAUAGUCAAAGUAAAACUCAUAUCCCAACUAGUGUCCUGAAGAGGUUUAGUGACUGUAUCAGCUCAUUUCCUAGCUUCUUGUACCCUUUGACCAGAGCUGAGAGAACAGUUGGCUACAGACAGCCUACUGUUUUCGUUGGAGGAUGUACAUUGUGUCAAGAUGAUGUGUGUAUCCAGUGACAUUAUUAUUUAAGUUGGAAAGCAGGUGGACAUCUUUCUCUGGGGUCUCUCUUCAAUGAUAACAUUGACAAUGGUUGACCUGGAGAUUCCGAAUCUUAUUUAUUCUGUUGAAAUGUCUUUCAGUUCCUUGACCCUGGCUGCAAUAUUAACUUUAGAAUAACAGAACACCAGUUGCAUCGUACUGACCGCAGUAAUGUAGAUGCAUUGUGUAGGGAAACACUGCAUGUCACUUGCUGCAUUAGUCAGCAUAGCGUUCAGCCAGGCUUAUGCUUAUCUGUAACAACGUUACGGUAGGAUUGACACAACGUUAGGGUAACGUUGAGGAGUGUUCUGCUUGUGUGCGUGCUCCUUAUUGAAGCGCCCCAGCCAGCCACAGUACAGUGCCAGACGGGUUAGGUUCAGUGACUAGUAUCUGUUGUGUGAUGCAGUGUCUGUCUGUAACAAUCUCCAGGUGAAUAAAAACACAGGCUCUCAGAGUUCUUUUGUAGUUGUGUUUUUUCCCGUCAUCUCACCAUGAGUUAUUAUGAUGUCAUGACUUAUUUGUUUUGCUGGAGUCUUUUUUUUUUAUUUAUCGGUGGUGGUUAACCUUACAUUGGACUUAACGCUAUUGGACGUUGAUAUAAAAUGCUCAGUUGAACUCGAGUGCUUUGUAUAUUAUAUAUACAUGUAAGAAAUUAUAUGGGGGAAAAAAUACCUACUAAUUGGAAGGGGUGAUUUAUUAAUUGCAGUAUAAUGUGUUUUCUGACUGAGAAAUGCAAUGUUGUACUUAAUUGUUGAAUCUUUGCACACUUACCUGUUGCUGCUUUAUUCUGAUCUUUUGUUGGGUAUGUGUUUGUUUCCUGGUUCCCCUCACCUUUACAACUGCUUCGAGAACAUGUUUUGUUUUAAAACUGCUUCUAGAACAUGUUUUGUUUUAAAACUGCUUCUAGAACAUGUUUUGUUUUAAAACUGCUUCUAGAACAUGUUUUGUUUUAAAACUGCUUCUAGAACAUGUUUUGUUUUAAAACUGCUUCUAGAACAUGUUUUGUUUUAAAACUGCUUCUAGAACAUGUUUUGUUUUAAAACUGCUUCUAGAACAUGUUUUGUUUUAAAACUGCUUCUAGAACAUGUUUUGUUAAGGACUCCUUACAUUUUUUAAAAACUUUUUUUUUAUAGAAAAUUAUAUGAACUCUUGAUUGGUGAAGGAAACCCAACCUGGCUAAACUGAACUGCUGAGCCUUUAUUAGUGUGUGACUACAAGUAUUUCAGCAUUCUACUUUUCUUUUAGUUUUAAACUCAUCACUCCUGAAUCCUGGCGCUUUACUUUUGGCGUGUUACAUUUUUGGAAAUUGAAGAUGCUGUAUACAUUUUGAGUACCAUAUUAAUUGAUCUUAGGCCUUGGAAAUUAUAUAUAUUUACGUGAGAUGGAAACAGUUUGUAGUGCUACAUUUUGUCAUGCACAUAAAAAAAUUGUGUAUAGUUUUCUAAUAUUUCUUAUGUUUGUACGAUUGGAUGAUAUAUUAUUUUUAUGUUUUAGGUUGAUUUAUUUUUCCCCAUUUGGGAAUUGUUUUGGCUCUAAUACAGAGGCUAUAAGGACUGCUGUGGUAUUCUGUCCAGAAUUCUCUAGGUGGUUACCAUAUCAUGCCGCCAUUGGUUGUUUCCUUUAAUCCAAUGGACCACAGAGGGCUGUGUGUGAAGCUGGACUAAACAGCUCCUCUCUGUGUUACUCAUGGAGCUGUUGUCUGGCUCUCCUUUGAGGGGUUAAUAUGGAGUUGACUGUAAAAUAAUGAAGAAUAAAGAAAUACAAUGAUCUGUUACACAA